Molecule: messenger RNA, 795 nt
Organism: Cyanidioschyzon merolae strain 10D
Lineage: Eukaryota; Rhodophyta; Bangiophyceae; Cyanidiales; Cyanidiaceae
Product: similar to second and third steps of methylation pathway for phosphatidylcholine biosynthesis; Opi3p
Exons: 1
Coding region: 1-795 (264 amino acids)
Biological process (GO): phosphatidylcholine biosynthetic process
Molecular function (GO): S-adenosylmethionine-dependent methyltransferase activity
Source: RefSeq, a predicted model, not a curated record
AUGGAUACGUUAGGAGCUCGCUUUCUGCAGUUGGAAAAGGAGGCUCUGAUCGUACUGCGAGCGUACGCGUUGGCGUUCGAGCGCUGGACAGUGUUCGUACGGAAACCACUGGAGGUGGUUGCCCAGCGCUUGGCUCAACAAAGCGCUUACCUAGAUCUCGCCAGUGCCCGAGCGAUUACGUACAUCAUCGCAGCACCGCUGUUAUGGAACGUGCUCGCCCGACUUGAGUACUACACGAGCGUGUGGAGUCGCCUCUGCCGUGGUCGACGGCGGUUCGCCUGCUUGCUGCUGGCCUGUUGGGUAUUCAGCUUUUCCUUGUAUCGCGAUCUGGUAGUGCUGGAGGCAAUGCAGACCAGUGCGGUGCGCUUGCCUCCGUUUCCACAGGCGUUUAUACCAGCGGUGGUGUGGCGCUUCUGCACCCCACGAACGAUAGCCUCGGCUGUAGACGCGGUCGCCUGGGCCGCGUUUGCCACUGGGCUUGUCCUGGUGACCACGUCCUUUCUUCAGCUGGGUCUCUUCGGGACGUAUCUAGGGGACUACUUCGGAAUCUUGAAACCAUCCAAGGUCUCUGCGUUUCCCUUCAGUCAUUUUGAGCAUCCGAUGUACGAUGGGAGUUCGUUGCUGUUCCUUGCGGAGGCGCUUUUUGAACGCAGUACCCUGGGUCUGUUGCUCACGUUGCUGCUCUUUGCGAUGUACCGUAUCGCGACAAUCUGGGAGGGAUCCUUCACCAACUACAUCUACGCAAAUCGGGCUCGUCAGCGUGCGACUUUUUCCGGUAGGAAGCACGCUGACUGA